Boeremia exigua is the source of this 1749-nucleotide messenger RNA. RefSeq lists its product as uncharacterized. The transcript has 4 exons. The record is from RefSeq and is a predicted model, not a curated record. Lineage: Eukaryota; Fungi; Ascomycota; Dothideomycetes; Pleosporales; Didymellaceae. Bases 120 to 1511 code for a protein of 463 amino acids.
ACUUGAACAACCCAACUCGUUCAGCUACAACAGCCCCACCAACACUUGACCUUUUCAUACUUCGUGACCGACGCGCAGAUUCAUUCAAGCUAUCCCCAAACAAACACAAACCACCCGAAAUGGCUUCUGAAGUAGUUUCGAAGCUCCAGAACCUCGUCACAGGCGAGUCUAAGAGCGCCCGCAAGAAGAAGGCUAAGCAGGAGAGCUCUGCCACUGCAGUCCCUGCUGCGACUGAGAAGACAGCUUCUGAGGCUGGGGCCGGCGGCUCUGAUCCUCUUGGUAACAUCAAUGGCGACAGCGAGAACGCCUACAUCAAGGAGCUCCAGAAGAAUAUUCGCAACAUCAACAAGAAGCUUAAUGCUACCCAGAAGGUCGACUCCAUCAUCGCAGAGCACCCCGGUGUAUCCCUCGACGAGCUCGCCUCAUCCCGCAAGAUCAACGCCGACCAGAAGGCUCAGGCUCUGAGGAAGCCCAAGCUGCAGGCUGAGCUUGCGCAGCUGGAGGAGCAGGUUACACAGUACAAGAAGUUUGACCAGGAAUACCAAGAGAAGCAUGCUCGCGAGAAGGAGCUGUUGCAGAAGUCGCAUUCCGGCGAGCUUGAGGCGCUAAGGGAGACAAUCAAGGCCGAGACGGCAAUUGAGCAAAAGAAGCUCUUCCGCGAGAAGAUCCUGACACUGUCCCGCUUCCUGAGGGCGGCUGCUGCUCGUCGCCAAUUGGAGGACGAUGACUCUGAGCUCACCAAGGCGUUUGAAGGUGCUCUGCUGCAGGUCUACGGAGGCGACGCUGUUGCCGUUUCUGCGGCUGAGAAGCUCAUCGAAGGUGCUGAGGAUGGCGUGCCUUCGACUGAGGGAGUGCUGCUGAGCACAACCUACUCACAAGUCAAGCAGGCUGCGCUCGAGGAGGCUCCUUUCGCUGCCGAGGAGGCCUGGGUGGACGAUGUGGCGCAGGCCCAACCCACAGCUCCCGAGGGAGAGGCGACAGAGGCAGUCUCUGACCCAACUCUUACGCACGCAGGUCUGACUGAACUUGAUGCUGGAGCGGCUACCGUUGGUGGAGCGGAGGCUGAGCAGAGCGCCGCACCAGCGGCAGCAAGCAUUGAGCCUGAGGCUGCGAAUGCCGCUGCGACAGCACAGUGGGACAAGCAGACCGCUGGUCAGGACGAGCCUCUUAGCGAACCCUUCGAGAUCAUUCCUCGCGAUCCUGCGGAGACUGAGACCCCACACCAGACUGCUCCAGUCACUAGCACCCAGAGCUGGGCCGACGACACACCCGAGCCUAUUGCAGCCCAACCUCCUGCCAACGAUGGCUUUUCUGAGGUUCAGCACAACCGCGGAGGGCGCGGACGUGGAGGACAACACCAGGGUGAAGGUCGAGGAGGAUACCGCGGCCGUGGCCGUGGCGGUCCCCGCGGCGGAGGCGAGUACCGUGGUCGGGGACGUGGACGUGGUGGUGACUUCAGGGGCGGUCGAGGUGGCUUCCGUGGCGCUCCCCGCGGUGAGUCGACCGCGUAAAUCGACUUUCAACUCUUCUCUCCCCUGUCACUUUGGGUUUAAUGAGCCGUGGAAAGCUUUGAUCUUUUGAUUUGGCCUUCCUGCCUCCACCCAUCUGAGCAUUUGAGCGGAACGAUAAAAAAAGAACAGCUUCACGGCAUUUGUACAACCAAAUUUGUUUACUGCAUAGCAUCGGAGCGCCGGCCUUUAACAUAACGGCCAUUGUACUCUAACGACUGGGCGGCAAUGAACAUGGAUU